Messenger RNA from Metopolophium dirhodum (rose-grain aphid), 957 nucleotides. RefSeq lists its product as uncharacterized. Gene Ontology annotation, cellular component: nucleus; transcription regulator complex. Bases 1 to 957 code for a protein of 318 amino acids. NCBI's taxonomy places the organism in Eukaryota, Metazoa, Arthropoda, Insecta, Hemiptera, Aphididae. The transcript has 2 exons. Gene Ontology annotation, biological process: regulation of transcription by RNA polymerase II. The record is from RefSeq and is a predicted model, not a curated record.
AUGGAUUUAGAGAUGCUUAUUGAGUUGGUUAGAGAAAGAAAAUGUUUGUAUGAUAUGAGUGAAAAAAAUUAUAGUGACCACAUGCUAAAAGAAAAUUUAUGGAGAGAAAUUGCAAGCUCAUUAAAACAACCAGUUGAAAACUGUAAAAAAUCGUGGACAAACCUAAGGGACGCAUUUAGACGGGCUGCUAAAAAAUCAGUUACCAAGUCUGGACAAAAAGCCAAUAAUAUAAAAAAAUGGAAAUUUGAAGACGAGAUGGGUUUUUUAAGACCACAUAUGAAGGAAAGAGACUCAAUAAGUAACAUUGAAUCCAUGGUAAAUGAUGAUGACGAUUCUGAUGAUAAUGAAGGUCAGUGUGAAGAAUCGGAAAAUUUGAAUUCUUCGUCCGAAGAUAGUCAUGAAGUACAAUCAAUACAGAGUCAAAAUUCAUUAACUUCAACAUCACAACCGUUUCGUAAGCCAGUAUCAAAAAACAGCUCUGUAUCCAAAAAAAAAAUUAAAUUAUCAGAUAACUAUCCUGAAUCCGCAUCUAAAACAUUAAUGCAAUAUAUAAUACAACAAAAAGAAAAUGAAACGAAAUCUAAAGAAGAUGAAAAAAAUUUAGAUGUAAAUGAUAAAUUUUUUUCAAGUAUGUGUUCCAUGGUCAAACAAUUUUCAUCAUACCACCAACAUGUAGCGAGAUCCAAAAUUUUUUCAAUUGUCUCAGAACUAGAAUUACAGCACAUUACCCAACAAUCAUGUAAUCGACCACAAAAUACACCAAAUCCACAGUCUGUAUCUCAUACACCAAUACAUAACCAACAAGACACUUAUCAGUACCCGAUCCCAAGUAACAGUCAAUACCAUUUUGCAUCAUCUACACCACAUCUUCCACACGGUCAACAAUAUAAUUACGAGUCUGAAACAUCAUCUGACAACAGUUAUUUUAAUACAGUACAUACACAAGGUAAACAAUAA